ACCCUCUUUUAUGAUGCUCGCCAACAUUAAAAAGUGAUCCUCCGUUUUAAGGAAUGAAUUGCAUGCCAUUCGAAACAGAAAUAAUUAAGAGAAUCUUUGACGAUAGUUUCAUCCUCUGGCCAAACCGUUUAUUUUCCCAAGUGGCGCCUCGUACGUUAUGCCGCUUUUGAUUGGCUUUUCUCCCAUCGCUUCAUGUCGUCAGACCACGUACCAUAUGGCUAAUGUUUGGCUACAGAACGAGACAAAAUGAAUAACAUUAUUCAUUUUUCUUUCACUACUUUCACAUUCAUUAAAGGAUGAAAGUGAAAGUUUUAUUUUAUAUCCUUUGAAAUUGUAUCGAUAUAUUUCAGUCAACACGUGAAAGGAUAAGCCAUAAGGAUAAAAUCAUAAAUGAGCUCGGAAAAAAGAGAUAUUUGAGUUCGGUGUAUUUAAUUGACUUUAAAAUGAGAGAAAUGAGCUCGGAAAUUAAUUUAUACUCUGAAAAUAUAUAAAUGAGUUCGGUUAAUUUUAUUUUUGACGAUGAAAAGAGAGAAAUGAGCUCGGUAAUUAAUUUAAGACAAUUAGUUAAUGAUUUUGUAUAGUAUAUUUAACAAGAAAAAAUAGUUCUGGAACAAAAAAGGUGCUAGAUUACGAUAGUUUAUCUUUGAUAUUCAGCCUUUUGUUAAAGCUAAUUUAACUUUCUUUGGACGGUUUUUCCCUUAUUUAUCCCAUGUGGCUAUUUUUAAAACGAUUACGCAUCGACAGAAAAGAAAACAGAUACAUGAAGUGAAUAAAAGUGGAAGCUUCGUUAUUCAUUCUCCUUUCGUCCAAAUGAAACACUACUAUAUAUGGAUAACGUUACAGAAAAGAAGAACUCUCGUUGGACGUUAGACAAACAGAAUGGAAAAGUAUAACGUUAGGCAUUCAUCUCGUCACUAUACAGAACGCCUUCUACUCCGAGGAUCUUCUAGAAAACCGGUUACAAAGCAAGACUUGAAGUAGAAGGACUACCGGUUUUAAGAGAGUAUUAGGUCUUUAAAAAGCCAUAGAACCAUUAGGAAGGUAUCGAUUUGUAACCGGAGAAGACUCUUCUGGAAUCUUUUUCAUGAUCCGGAAAUUAAUUACAUUAGCUUCUACGUCAAUAUUUAUCCAUACAACCAAAUUUUUAUAGAACUUGACCCUAAACUAAUGGUUUCAUUGAAAGAUGAUGUGAAUGAUUUUGGACAAAACUGUCCAAAUUUGAAUCAAAAUCAACUAUUUGAAAAUGGAAACGAAUUUCAAAAAACACAAGGCGUACUUUGUUUUACAUCUGACGGCGAUUCGAAUGACAUAGGAAAUAGAACUAGCUAAUGCAAAAAACUAAAUAGGUUUGGAAAAUGACUGAAGAGCACUUUUAGGACUCUCGGCUCGAAUAGCGCCUUACAUCCGACUUUUAGUCUCGAAGUUUAAACUUACUUUCCUAUAUUCAGUCUUUUACGCUGACUAUGAAAGACGUUGUUUUGAGGCUUCAAAAUAGUCUGAGUUAUUGUAUUUUUUUAAAAUUUGAUUAUUUUUUGAAAUUUUAGGUUUUUCAAGUUUCUGUCUUAAAGUUUUUACUUUUAAAAUUUGCAGUAGAAAAUUUGAAAACUGUAUUUUCGUAACCAACUUGGUGUGCUCUAUCAAACAAUGUAUAAAUAAGUCAAAAAAAUAAGUGAUCAAAGCAUAGUUAAGUUUCUUUGGUAAUUCUCUGCUGUACCAAACAUUUGACAUUUGACAUUUGUCGGAAGCUGAAGGUAACUAGAAAGUAAGUCACAAAAUCAAAUACAUAAACAUGACCAUACAUACAUUAUUUUCGCAUCAUUAAUUGAUCAUUGAUUAGCAAUUUUUGUAAUAGAUCUUUAACAUCUCAUUUUCGUGGACCUGGGCCCUAAUCAUUCUUAUAUCGAGAAGAAAAAUAAAGUGGAGGAAAAAUUGUAAAACAAUUACCAAAACAUAAAAAGAAAGUCAAGUCGCAGAUUAAGGAUGAAACAGUUACUGUAGAAGGGGAAUCGUUUAUGUAACUACGUAUGCAAUAUACUUGUUUUAUGAUAAAAAUCGUAAUUCUAUUUUUUAUUAUUAUUGUGAAUAAAAGAAGUCACACUAACGAGUUUUUAAUGCGUCUUCAUGAACUAUUAAUAGGAAUUGGAGGAAUUCUAUUCUGAUGUAGUUCUGAUUAUAUACAUAUAUAAAGAUUGGUAACUGACGCAAUACACAUACAGUCAAAAACAUAUUUCAAUAAACAAUAAUGUUGGUCAAAAGUUGUACACAACUCAUCAUUCUCAGUUUACUUCUAAUUCAUUUGUCAACGUUAGUUCAAAGUCAAACACUAUCACCAGUUAAUUGUACAACAGUUCUAGCUCCAUAUUUUUCAUGGUUAACAACAACACAUGCCGGUUAUUCACGAUCACUUAGCGUACAAGCAUCAAUGUUAUUAAAAGAUAAAUGGGUUUCAUAUUAUUCAGGUACAUUGGCCUAUUCAAAACCGACCACGACAAUUUUUUUGUUAAGGUUGAAUACUGUUGAUAGUCUUGUUGGUACGUCACAAGUUUGGUUCAGUGAUCGUUUUUACAAUCCACCAUGUAAUACACAACUUUGUUUGGACGAGCAAUUAUUUUCAUAUAAAAGUCCCGAUACACAAACAAUUCAAAUUUAUCGUGAUGGUACAAUUGGAUUUACAUUGAAUAGUUGGGGAAAUACAAAAUCAACAGAUCAGUUACAAUGUUUCACCGACGGAAUUUUCUAUUGUGCACCGACACAAUCACAAGUAUCGAUGUUUAUGAUGUCAAUUCAAAUGAAUGAAUAUGAAAUACCGAGAUAA
Molecule: messenger RNA, 2815 nt
Organism: Didymodactylos carnosus
Lineage: Eukaryota; Metazoa; Rotifera; Eurotatoria; Philodinida; Philodinidae
Source: the annotation of a GenBank genome assembly